This is a messenger RNA of Pseudomassariella vexata, 1772 nucleotides long. RefSeq names its product ribonuclease T2. Gene Ontology annotation, molecular function: RNA binding; ribonuclease T2 activity. The transcript is spliced from 6 exons. The coding region runs from base 335 to 1504 and encodes 389 amino acids. Lineage: Eukaryota; Fungi; Ascomycota; Sordariomycetes; Amphisphaeriales; Pseudomassariaceae. Gene Ontology annotation, biological process: RNA catabolic process. Gene Ontology annotation, cellular component: extracellular region. The record is from RefSeq and is a predicted model, not a curated record.
CAUGACACUUAUGCUGACUAGGUUUAAGCAGCUUGGUCCAGUACCAAAUGCCGCUCUCCAUACCCACCAGGAGAACGAGGGCCAACCAUUGUCAAUUGCGCAGAAACAGAGUAAUGUAACACUGGAUCUUAGCUAGGCAGGUGGCUCGAUCGCUCAUGCUCAUUCGACACCGUGCCGGGAAAGCUAAUAAGUGUCACAAUUGCUGCUCCGUCGGUGUCCGAUAGUGUUGCAAGCUCCGUAUCGGCUUAAGUACACGCGCGAGUCCCGCCAUGUUGGCUUGGACUUCUGUCAUCUUGGCAUCACAACUCAUUGGGUUGCCAAGUGCAUAAACAACAUGGCUUCACGGGCUGCAUUCGCCUUCUUGGCUUUCGCCACUGUGGCGUCAGCAGCGACAUGCUCAAGCGUCAUUGAGAGUUGCUCAUCAGCCGCCAGCUCGUCGACAAACACCUGUUGUGUCAACAAGCCCGGGGGGUUGAUGUUGCAGACUCAGUUCUGGGACACGGAUCCUGUGACGGGGCCAGCAAAUUCGUGGACUAUCCAUGGACUUUGGCCCGACAAUUGCGAUGGCACAUACGAAGAAAAUUGUGAUUCGUCUCGAGAAUACACCGGUAUCACUAGCAUUCUGCAGAAAUUCGGCAAAAGCGACCUUGUGAGCUACAUGAAUACGUACUGGCAGAGUAACUCGGAAACUCCCGAGGAAUUUUGGGAACACGAAUGGUCCACCCAUGGCACCUGCAUCAGCACACUUGAUCCCGAUUGUUACUUGAGUUACACGACUGGACAAGAAGCGGCAGAUUUCUUCCAGACGGUGGUAGACUUGUUCAAGUCCUUGGACACAUACACAGCACUCGCCAGCGCCGGUAUCACUCCUUCCAGCUCCAAAACCUACACAUCCUCGGCAAUCCUGGCUGCACUGGCAAAGGUGACAGGCAAGACUGUCGUGAUUCUGUGCGAUAACAGUGAACUGUACCAGAUCUACUACGGGUUCUACGUCGAUGGGCCCCUUGUGAACGGAGACUUUAUCCCAACGACGAUUGCCGGAUCUUCUUCCAACUGCCCGUCUUCUGGCAUCAAGUACCUGCCCAAGUCAGGAGGCUCCACAAGCCCAACUAGCACCAAGACCACGACAGCCCCAGCACCAACGGGCACCGGGUCAUUCUCGGGCACAGGGUACUUGAACGCGUACUAUAAUGGAGCCAAGGACGGAUGCUUGAUCAGUGCCGGGACAUGGUACUCGACGGGCACUUGCGCCACAUACACCGCGGCUGCAUCUGGGGCGGGCUUCACUCUGAAAAGCUCGAAGGGCACGUGCGGGGUGGUGAGUGGUGCUAUCACGUGUGGUUCUGGGGUGACUGCCACCGUUUUCACUGCUUCGGGCGGAAAGUUGGCCUACAAUGGGCAGACCACCUUUUACUCGACCGUGGUGCCAACGGGUUCAACUCAAGCAACUGUGUAUACAGCUUCGAAAACGUACUCGGUGUCAUUCCAGUGGCAGAGUAUAUGAUGAGUGGGAAGAGGAUUUGCCUAGGUUUCCCGAGCUCGUACAUCGGUCAGCAAUUAUGGGUGAAUUUAGCUGGACAGCUCUAUGAUCCACAAAUAGUACUUGAGAAAUAGUAUUUGAGAUCAGCCAUCAAUGCCUACAAUCCACUACCGCUACAUCGCCUCUAAUGGCACAACCACCGCUAGUCACCAUUCUCUCGCGACUCACUCUAUCACGAGCAGAGCAACCCUCAUUUAGCGUUAAUACUAUAUGGAAUUAGCGAGUCCCAUCG